Brienomyrus brachyistius is the source of this 4562-nucleotide messenger RNA. RefSeq names its product plakophilin-4-like. Gene Ontology annotation, cellular component: nucleus; adherens junction; cytoplasm. The record is from RefSeq and is a predicted model, not a curated record. Gene Ontology annotation, biological process: cell-cell adhesion; cell-cell junction assembly. The transcript has 23 exons. Bases 112 to 3678 code for a protein of 1188 amino acids. Gene Ontology annotation, molecular function: cadherin binding. Lineage: Eukaryota; Metazoa; Chordata; Actinopteri; Osteoglossiformes; Mormyridae.
GAGCGAGGAAAGCAGAGAUUUCGCUCUGAGCCAUGGAGGCAAAUUAGACCGCUUAACGUCUGGGAGCGGGGUCAGCGUUUAUCUUAAAUAUAUUUGCAUAACUACAGCCGCAUGUUCCGAUGGGGUUCCGCUCCAGCGCCCACGGUUUACGGUGACUGCACUCCUCCUCAAGGAGUGAUGCCAGCUCCCGAGCAGCCCCUCGCUGAGGAGGAGGACAGGCUGUGCACCGUCCGGGAGGGCCCCCCCGGGCCUCCUGUGGAGUCCCACAGCAUCGCGACCAACAUUCUGGCCUCCGUCAAAGAGCAGGAGCUCCAGUUUGAGCGGCUGACCAGGGAGCUGGAGGCGGAACGCCAGAUUGUGGCCAGCCAGCUGGAGCAAUGUAGGCUGGGGGGCGAGUCUCCGGGCGCUGCCAGCGCCAGCUCUUCUGAGAAGUCCUUCCCCUGGAGAUCGGCAGACGCCUCGGUGGUGGGUGAGACCAAAUCGCGGGUGACGGACAGCUCACAGUCACCCACCUACUGCACGCGGAGUGAGGCGGACCAGGCAUCGCUGUACUCCCCCGAGCAGACAUCUCUGCAUGAAAGUGAGGAGUCGGCCGGGAACUCGCGCAGCUCCACGCAGAUGAACUCGUACUCGGACAGCGGCUUCCAGGAGGCCUGCGGGUACUACAGUGGACAGGGUGCCGGCAAGGCGGAACUCAGGCUGCAGCACUCCUAUCCUGGCAGCGGCAACUCGCUGGGCCGCGGAACCCGCGCCGAGGGGCAGGCCUCCAUCCAGGUGACCGGGAGUCACCCCGCCGGCUCGGGCCGGGCCAUGCGGAGGGUGAGCUCGGUGCCGUCCCGCACACACUCGCCUGCGUACGGCAGUGCCGUGUCCCCGUCACGCGGCUCCCUGCGCACCUUGCUGGGCAGCGCUUACGGCUCGCCGGUGGUGGCCGAGCCCAAGCCGUUGGCGGCAGUAUUCUCCACGGCGACGCUGCCCGCUUCCCAGCGGCCCGGCUCCCCAGCCUCCAUGCGGCCUGGCAGUGCCGGCCGCGCCGCCUCCUCCUCCUCAUACCAGGCGCCGGCACGCACCGGCUCCCCCGUCGCCACGCCGGGGUCCUCCUCACCCUCGCCGGUGCGCUCUGGCAUGAUGGCGGUGCCUCAGCACUACGGCUCCACGCUGCCACGCUCCCUGCUACACGACGGUGACCUCUACGCCCCGCGCACCUAUGAACUCUACGAGCGCAUGCUCCCGCCGCGGCCCGACAGCCUCACAGACGCACUGAUAGAUGAACUACAAGGCCUUCGGACCUCCUACGCCAGCCAGCACAGCCUACUGGGUCAGGACCUGAGGAUGGCCAUGUCUCCCGACCGCCACAUCACCCCCAUUUACGAGGGCCGCACCUUCCAGGCCCCCUUGUUCCAUAGUCCCAAUCAUGGCACUGUUGACCUGAACCACGGCUCCCAGAGUGCCCUCUACAGGACAAGCUCAGGUAUGAGCAACUUGCAGCGGACCCUGAGCCAGCACAGUGCCGCUCCCUACCAUAAAGGGGGUAACUAUGCCACGUACACCGAAGCCUACCGCCACUACCGGCCCUCUGAGCCCAGCUACAGCCGGCGGGCCGUGGCCAUGGACGAUGGUGCCACUCGCUCUCCCUCCAUAGACAGCAUACAGAAGGAUCCCAGAGAGUUUGCCUGGCGAGACCCUGAGCUGCCUGAGGUCAUCCACAUGCUGCAGCACCAGUUCCCAUCGGUCCAGGCCAACGCGGCGGCGUACCUACAGCACCUGUGCUUCGGGGAUAACCGGAUCAAGGCCGAGGUGUGCCGUCUCGGGGGCAUCAAGCACCUGGUUGACCUUCUGGACCACAAGGUGCUGGAGGUACAGAGGAAUGCGUGUGGAGCCCUCCGGAACCUCGUCUACGGGAAGGCCACGGACGACAACAAGACGGCGGUCCGGAACGCCGGCGGGAUCCCUGCCCUCCUGCGGCUGCUGAGGAAGACGGCAGACACAGAGAUCCGGGAGCUAGUGACAGGAGUGCUGUGGAACCUGUCCUCCUGCGAUGCGGUGAAGAUGACAAUCAUUCGGGACGCCUUAAGCACCCUCACCAACACUGUGAUCAUCCCCCACUCUGGCUGGAGCACCUCCUCCCUUGACGAAGACCACAAGCUCAAGUUCCACUCCUCGCUGGUGCUGCGCAACGCCAGCGGCUGCUUGAGGAACCUGAGCUCCGCGGGGGAGGAGGCGCGUAAGCAGAUGCGCUCCUGCGAGGGCCUGGUGGACUCCCUGCUCCACGUCAUCAAGGCCUGCGUCAGCACCUCUGACUUCGACAGCAAGAUCGUGGAAAAUUGCAUCUGCACUCUGCGGAACCUCUCCUAUCGCCUGGAGCUGGAGAUGCCCCAGUCAUGGCUGCUAGGGGCUCAGGAGCUGGACGGGCUGGUAAACAGCGAGUCCCCCAGCAAGGACGUGGACUCCAGCUGCUGGGGCAAGAAGAAGAAGAAAAAGAAGAAGAAAGGCUCGCAGGAUGAGCAGUGGGACGGCGUUGGCCCCAUCCCCGGUUUUUCCAAGGCCCCCAAGGGGGUAGAGAUGCUGUGGCACCCAGCCGUGGUGAAGCCCUACCUGACGCUGCUGGCGGAGAGCUCGAACCCUGCCACGCUGGAGGGCUCAGCAGGGUCCCUGCAGAACCUCUCUGCGGGAAACUGGAAGUUCGCAGCCUACAUCCGGGCAGCAGUGCGCAAGGAGAAGGGCCUGCCCAUCCUGGUGGAACUGCUGCGCAUGGACAACGACCGCGUGGUCUGCUCUGUGGCCACAGCGUUGCGGAACAUGGCCCUGGACGUGCGGAACAAGGAGCUCAUAGGGAAGUACGCCAUGCGCGACCUAGUGAACCGCCUGCCGGGCGGGAGCACCACGCUGCUGUCGGACGAGACGGUGGCCGCCAUCUGCUGCACGCUGCACGAGGUCACCAGCAAGAACAUGGAGAACGCCAAGGCGCUGGCCGACACAGGCGGCAUCGAGAAGCUCGUCAGCAUCACCAAAGGCAGGGGCGAGAGGUACUCGAUGAAGGUAGUAAAAGCAGCAGCUCAGGUUCUGAACACAUUGUGGCAGUACAGAGACCUGCGCACCAUUUAUAAAAAGGACGGGUGGAACCAGAACCAUUUCAUCACACCUGUUUCCACACUGGAGCGAGAUAGGUACAAAUCACAGCCCACCCUGCCAUCCACGAACCUACAGAUGUCACCUGUCAUCCAGUCAGGUGGCAGUGCGACGUCCUCUCCUGCCAUGUUGGGGAUUAAAGAACAUCGCUCAAAUUAUCAAAGAACACAGUCAUCUAUGCAAUUCUAUAAUUAUCAAGGAGAUGGCAGUGUACAUAAAUACCAAUCCACAACAUCCAGGAAGCCAUCACAGUAUUUUACAGGGUCCUACUCCUCACCCACGAGAGAGGAGCCCAGACGAGGACAGCUGUACUAUGCUGAGGAUCCCAGCAGGAGGACCUAUGAUACCUACAGAAGGUACCUGCAGUCUCCACACAGCUACGAGGACUCCUACUUCGAGGAUGGCGUCCAUUACUCCUCCACAGCGGACUACGCGCCAGCGCCACACUCGCUGAAAUCCACCACGAACUAUGUGGACUUCUACUCGGCUGCAAGGAGGCCUUCGUACCGGGCGGAGCAGUAUCCGGGUUCGCCAGACUCCUGGGUGUAGAGGCUCCGCCCCUUUUCUGGGGAAUGGAGUCCCCUUAUUGGCUUUUACCUGUACGUUUCAUUGUUAAAUGACUUUUGAACGUGGGUUUGUCAGGAUGUAGGUGGACAGCAGAACGUCUAGCCAAAGAAGGAGAUGGUGGAAUGUGUGUUUCGUGUUGGUAAGAAAGAAGAAUUAUGAAGUGGGAGGGGCCUGAGCUGGGCCUGUUGGAUGAAGUAGGAGGGGCCAGGGCUGGGCCUGUAUGAUGAAGUUGAAGGGGACUGGGCUGGGCCAAUAGUAUGAAGUAGGAGGGGCCAGGGAUGGGCCUGUUGGAUGAAGUUGGAGGGGGCUGGGCCAAUAGGAUGAAGCAGGAGGGGGCUGGGCUGGGCCUGUUGGAUGAAGUUGGAGGGGGCUGGGCCAAUAUGAUGAAGUGGGAGGGGCCAGGGCCAAAUGUCUCUCUCUCCUGUGAUGUACGUUUUCUUUUUUGUUUGUUUCUUUAAAGCUUGUAGCUGUGCUAGCAUGUUGAAGGAGUGAGUAAAGUGAAGAAGGGUACGGGAAUGUGACAGGACUGCGUAUGUAGGGACAAGCCUUUCAUAGCACUAAAAAAGAGGAUCUAAUGGUGUUAGUUUGUACAGAGGAAUGAAAUCAUAUUCCUUUCUUGUAUUAUUGCUGUACUUAAUAUUGAGAUUGUGUACCGCCAAGAAUCAUGUACAUUUUCUCCAUUUUAUUGUAAAUACGGGGGAAAAAAAACUCUAUCACUGGUUUUAAGCUCAUGAGUGCCCAUAUAAGAUUUGUGCCAUGUCUAAAUUACAUAGAAAUAUAAAUGCAAAGAAACUAGAGAAUAAUUUUGGAGCAGUGGGAAGCAUGACACAUGCAUUCGAGUGUAAUAAAAUGACAUAUUUUUUGUU